AUGCUGCAUGUUGGCAAUGUAGUAAGGUUGUACUUGGAGGAAGAAAAACGGACCGACAAAGACUAUGUGGCGACGGUGGAGGAAUAUCGACAGGUUUCAUCCUUAACGACUUGUUACGAAUGGAUAGCUUACUCCGCCCUCUGUGGAUUGUGCAAAGAUUUGGUUUCGAAGGACGCCUUCGAGUGUCUGCUCUCCAAACCAGCCAUGCUGAUCCCUGCAACCGACCAGUGUCGUCUCCAGGAUGACAUUGCUGACAACAUGGUGCACUACUUGACCGACCCUUCGGAUCACGACUUAUCGAUGUCGAUGAUGACAGAGGAUGAGAAAGAAAAGAAGGCUACACUUGUGGAAUGUUACAUGAAGCAGUACGAUGUCUCACAACAAGAGGCGACUAAGGCCAUGGAUGAUUUCAUUGAAGAGGACUGGAUGAUAAUGAACGAGGAGCUGUUGAACCCACCGCCGAAUGUACCCAUACAACUUCUUAUGGUGCUUCUCCGUUUUGCCAAGAACAUGGAUACGCUCUACAAGGACUAUGAUGGCUACACGCACUGUGACACAAACGCAAAGGAUACAAUCACGAUUCUUAUUGUUACUCCCAUGGUCAUUUCAUGA
This is a messenger RNA of Linum trigynum, 612 nucleotides long. The record is from the annotation of a GenBank genome assembly. Lineage: Eukaryota; Viridiplantae; Streptophyta; Magnoliopsida; Malpighiales; Linaceae.